Messenger RNA from Hordeum vulgare subsp. vulgare (domesticated barley), 831 nucleotides. Its product is annotated as probable ubiquitin-like-specific protease 2B. Gene Ontology annotation, molecular function: cysteine-type peptidase activity. Gene Ontology annotation, biological process: proteolysis. The record is from RefSeq and is a predicted model, not a curated record. The transcript is spliced from 8 exons. Lineage: Eukaryota; Viridiplantae; Streptophyta; Magnoliopsida; Poales; Poaceae. The coding region runs from base 1 to 831 and encodes 276 amino acids.
AUGACCCGCCACAGCCGCAAGGCCCGCAACCAGGAGAUCGUCGUCAUCGACCUUGACGGCGACGACAGCAGCAACCAAGAGUGCCAAAACAAAGGCCGUGAAGCUAAGACACGACGGAGCUUGCAAAAUGAAUUACCCUCCUUUCAAGAGCAACCCCCUCUAAAAAAAAGGUCAACCCACAUUAACAGGAGGGAUAAAACAAAGAAAGAGAAGCUAGACACUGAUACUUUUGAAUUGUGCAUGGAGGAUGUUUGGUCAUGCAUGGGUAUUCAGGAAAAGAAGAAAGAAUAUGCGUACCUUAAUUCGUUGUGGUUUACUAUGUACACCAAGUGGGAUAAUAAAUCAAGAAUCCUUAAAUGGAUAAAAGCUAAGAAGAUAUUCACAAGACGAUAUGUAUUUGUACCUAUUAUUCUUUGGGGACACUGGAGCCUUCUUGUGUUGUGCAAUUUUGGCAAGACAAAGUACUUGGGUACUAAGAAGGGGCCUCGCAUGCUGCUACUGGAUUCACUUAAAGGGGCAGAACCGGGGAGGUUACAACCAAUCAUCAACAGAUUCAUUGUUGAUAUUUUAAAAAUCAAAGAGCGGGAAGAGUUAGAGCAGUUCAUAAAUGAAGUCAAACUUGAGUUUCCUAAGGUGCCACAACAAAGCGGGGAAGAUUGUGGUAUGUAUGUUCUUUACUUUGUGCACUGUUUUCUCGUAAAUGAAAAACUGAGAGAAGAUUUGAGCCAUCUGGAUGUCUUGUUCGAUCAAGAGGAACUAAAGAGUCUAGAGGUCAUACGCGAGGAUAUUUGUUCAUACAAAGAGAAAAUGGAUGCAAAAACUGCAGAGUAG